This is a messenger RNA of Hydatigera taeniaeformis, 1761 nucleotides long. NCBI's taxonomy places the organism in Eukaryota, Metazoa, Platyhelminthes, Cestoda, Cyclophyllidea, Taeniidae. The record is from the annotation of a GenBank genome assembly.
GUGGGUCCUCCUGAACACGGUGCAUUUCACUUUGGGUGGUGGGACACGAGAGCGAAGGCGGUUACCGAGGGCACUUUGGAAUUGUGUGUUGUGUUGGCAGACCCUCGUCAAGUGCUGCAUGAGUUUGUUGAAGCGUUUGUGGGGUCUCUGAAUCAUGUUAAAGCUGACAUCAUUCUAAUCGUGGCCAGUGUAAUUGUACUUGCAAGUGACAAUACAAGCAACGUGUAUGCGGCAAGCGCUCUGCGUGGCCUUCGGUUCUUUCAAAUCUUACGAAUGAUACGUGUCGAUCGAAGGGCAGGAUCAUUCAAGCUUCUAGCUUCGGUUGUAUGGGCGCAUCGUCAGGAACUUUUCACGACAAUGUACAUCGGCUUUCUGGCACUUAUUUUUGGUUCUUUCCUCAUUUACUUGGUGGAAAAAAAGGACAACAGAAAAAUCCAAAGCUUUGCGGAUGCUCUCUGGUGGGGUAUUAUAACACUUUGCACUGUUGGUUAUGGCGACACGGUGCCGAAGACUUGGAUAGGCAAAAUUAUAGCGGCUCUAUGCGCCAUUGCUGGAAUAUCUUUCUUUGCGCUCCCAGCCGGGAUACUGGGUAGUGGAUUUGCCCUGAAGGUGCAGCAGCAACAACGCCAGAAGCACCUAAUACGAAGGCGUGUACCAGCCGCCACUCUCAUCCAAUGCAUGUGGCGCUGCUAUGCUGCUGAUAAGAAGUCCACUUCCGUCGCCACAUGGAACAUUUACAAACCCCAAAUCAUCGUCGACCCACUUCGAAAGAAUGCCUCAAUCCCACCGGAAAACAGCGACAGCGUAAUUACACCGGAGUCAAGCGACGAUCAAACCGGCAGUUCCUCCUCUCACGGCAGAGCUCUAGAAACGGCAAGCCCGACAGAAGUACGCGAUGGCAGACUGGGCGCAUACUACUUUGAAACAAGCCGCCCACUGACCGAAAAAGACAAAGUUGUCAUCCGAGUGAUUCGCAAAAUUCGACUCUACGUUGCGCGGCGGAAAUUUCGCGAGGCCCUUAGACCCUAUGAUGUCAAAGACGUUAUUGAGCAGUAUUCGGCUGGACAUUUGGAUAUGGUUUCGAGGGUGAAGAUACUUCAAUCGAGGCUAGAUACCAUUCUCGGACGCCAAGGCGGCAAAUCUCCGACUGCUUACAACUCCCAUAUCAGUCUUGCAGCUCGGAUAGUUGGAAUAGAGUCCAAUCUGAAACGAUUGGAUAAGAAGAUGGACACCGUGAUACAGUUAUGCCAAAGUAUUGCAGGACAGCGACCUCAUACUGGCAGUCUUCCCCCUUCUGGCAUAUUUCCACUUUAUGCUUACAAGCCUUCCCAUCGCAGCAGAGAGACGUCGCCUGCCGUAGCUCUGCUGCAGACAUCCUUGGAUCUCUAUCUAAAUCAAACGCGCUCCCAUGAGGAUCUGUCCUCCUCCCCAGCCUCUUCAUCGACCCUCUGUCCUCCUCCUCUGGUGCAUGGACCCAUCACUGCUCCCUCUAGACGAGGCAAACAGUCUGUCUCCUUCAGCUGUGAAACUGUUCCUCAUCCGUCCAAAGGGUCCUUCAGUUCCCAGAUGUUGGAAGCGCAAGAUGGGGUGGAGAAGAGGGUUAAAGUGAGUGAAGGCGAGAGGAACCAGGCGGGACUAGACAGGGAAAAGCGCGAGAUUCCUGAGAUGGGGGAGGAUGAACCAAGCACAACACACGGAUUAUUCCCCACCACUGCCACUGCUGUUCUUCACCGACGGACGAGUAGGCGAAGGAACACCUAA